Colletotrichum paranaense is the source of this 1698-nucleotide messenger RNA. RefSeq names its product fungal specific transcription factor domain-containing protein. Bases 1 to 1698 code for a protein of 565 amino acids. The transcript is spliced from 3 exons. Gene Ontology annotation, biological process: DNA-templated transcription. Gene Ontology annotation, molecular function: zinc ion binding; DNA binding. The record is from RefSeq and is a predicted model, not a curated record. NCBI's taxonomy places the organism in Eukaryota, Fungi, Ascomycota, Sordariomycetes, Glomerellales, Glomerellaceae.
AUGAAAUCACUCGUAGCCUCACCUACUGUCACUAUCUCGAUCACCAGUCUUGAGGGCUCGUCGUCCUCCUCCGUGCCACCAGCAUGUGGAUUAAGAUUUGCCCGAUACUAUCUAGACGAGAUUGUCUCGCCCAGCGGUGCACCUUUCUUCUCUGUCGACCACCAGAACUGGAUCCGCCGGUGUACGGGACAGGCUCACGUGUUCUCCAACCUGUCGGGGCUCGAUUCAACGUCGCCGUUAUUAUCAUCAUCCUCCUGUGCCGGAGGCGACUACCCGGCUGAUUGCAAUCAGAUCAAACUGCCGGCCCGACGUGUCGUCGAAGACUAUCUGCAAAUGUUCCGGGCGACUCCCUUCCGACUCGUGUUCCCCAUCGUCGACGGUGUCUUGUUUCAGGAAACCAUCAGUCAAGCUUACGAUCCGCACCACGCAGCUAACCCAGCAGCCCAGGCCUGUGUCUUCUCCUUUCUUGCCAUCAUUACUCAUACACAAUGGAGCCCGCGCAACAUGGCCGUCAUCAUUGACAGCGAGGCAUGCGUCUGGCAGGCCCAGCGCCUGAUGCCCCUAGCCCAAGCGAGCCAGGACAUUACGGGACUCCAAACUUGCCUUAUGCAGUGCAUGUAUCACCUCUUCUGCGGCAAGAUCCAAAUGGCCUCAAUGGCCCUAGCUCUAACCUGUCGCCUGUUGUUCGCGUUGGGAGCACACAGGCAGCCCAGCGCAGGGAGCGAUGUGCCCGAGCAGCAAAGCCGGACAAGAAGCCACGCGCGUAAGCUGUUCUGGCUCUGCUGGUACACCUUUGACAAGAUCGUGGCACUUCGGACCAGCCAGCCUCCCUGCAUCGACGACGAGCACUGCGACCUGACGCUACCUCCGGGCUAUGUAGACGAGCUAUACGUUGACCACAAUGACACCACCAUUAGUAGCAGUAGCAGUAGCGGCGCCCUCUGCUACCUGCCGGGCGAUUUACGGCUGAGCAUCAUCAAGUCCAAGGUCUGCAGGCUGCUAUACUCGAUUCGCCUACAGCAGUAUCCGUCCAACCAGCAGCAUCACCGCCCAACACCCAACGCUGGGCUGCUGCGCGAAGUGCGCGAAUUGGACAGUGAGCUAGAGCGGUGGCGCCUCUCCAUCCCGGCCCGGUUCCGGCCCAUGCUGCUCGGCCGGAACUACGGCGGCAACAACAACAGCGCCUGGUGGCUUGACCCUACUUUAGACGCCAGCCAGAGGAUGCAUGUUAUGGUGCUGCACUUUGAGUACCAGCACCUUGUGACCGCUCUGCACCGAGCCGCGAGCCCGUGGCUCACCGAGGGAAGCGAAGCAACCGUAUCAACGGCGGCGACCUUGCCGUUGGGGUCCAGUCAGAGUCAGACCUUGUCUAUCGAGGCCAGCCGGUCUUGUCUAACGUACUUUCGCGAUACUGCUCCUUCCCUGAUGGGAGCUGCCUUUUGGGUACUACUCCUCUACCCCGUAUCUGCUGUAGUCACUCUAUUUUUCAACCUGUUGCGGAAUCCACUGGACGACCAGUCGGCAGACGACCUCAGACUCCUCGAGUCCAUCCCGAACUUGGUGAACGUGGACCGUGCUAGAAGCUCGAUCCCACCCUAUGUGCUUGACUUGAACACCGUUGAUGAUUUUGUGGCUGAGGUGAUCCGAUUGUCCAAGUGUGCGAUUACUAUGGCCGCACACGUCAAGUACCUUCGGUAG